AUGUCAGAUUUUAGAGAAGCUUUACUUGAAGUGUCAGAAAAGGAUCUUGAUUCUAAAAUAAGAAGUGAAGCUAAAUCCUUAGCAACAAAUGAGCUUGGUGAUUUUGAAUUUUUAAUGGCGAUAAUUAUUUGGUUUGAAAUAUUAUCUACAAUUAAUGUGGUUAGCAAGCUCUUACAAUCAAGGGAUAUGGUUAUUGAUGUUGCUAUGAAAAAAAUAACGGGAUUGAUUUCAUUGUUUAAGGAAUAUAGAGAAAUCGGUUUUAAAAAUGCCAUGAAUUAUGCUACAGAAAUUGCCUUUGAAUUGAAUAUUGAUCCAGUAUUUUCUCAAAGGCGUGUAAUUCGAAGAAAAAGACAAUUUGAUGAGAAUUUGAAUGCCCCACCAGUUGAGCUAUCUGAAGAGGAAUCUUUUAGAGUUAAUUAUUUUCUUUACCUUGUUGAUCAAGCUGUUGUUUCUCUUAAUAAGAGAUUUGAGCAAUACCAACAAUAUGAAAGUGUUUUUGGAUUCUUGUUUACUUCUCAAAAUUUACAAUCAUUGGACGAUGCAACUUUAGAGUCUUGUUGUAGUCAUUUUGAAGAAACAUUGAAGCAUAAUGAGCAAUGUGAUAUUGAUGGGAAAGAAUUAUGUCUGGAGUUAAAGUCGCUAAGAGAUAUGUUGCCUACAAGAAAUAUUGGACCUAUUGAUAUAUUAAGAUUUUUGAAAGGCAUGGAUUUUUAUCCUAAUACAAUUAUUGCAUAUAGAAUUUUAUUGACUAUUCCUGUGACAGUUGCCUCUACAGAAAGAAGUUUUUCAAAAUUGAAGUUGUUGAAGUCUUACUUGCGGUCUACCAUGUUACAAGAAAGACUUAAUGGGUUAGCAUUAUUAGUGAUUGAAAAUGAUUUGCUGGAGAAUAUACAAUACGAAGACUUGAUUGAAGAAUUUGCUUCAAAAAAUGCUAGAAGGAAGACUUUUUUUUAA
This is a messenger RNA of Vicia villosa (hairy vetch), 954 nucleotides long. RefSeq lists its product as uncharacterized. Lineage: Eukaryota; Viridiplantae; Streptophyta; Magnoliopsida; Fabales; Fabaceae. The record is from RefSeq and is a predicted model, not a curated record. The transcript has a single exon. Gene Ontology annotation, molecular function: protein dimerization activity. The coding region runs from base 1 to 954 and encodes 317 amino acids.